GAUGCUGCAAUUAGCCCACGAAGGACACCCUGGAGAAACGGGAAUGAUCACACGACUGCGGGACAGAGUAUGGUGGCCCGGCAUGGACAAAGAAGCAAGGAAAACUGUAAGAGAAUGCGAAGGAUGCCGUUUAGUCAGCCGUCCCUCAGCUCCCGAGCCAAUGACCCGACGACAAAUGCCCGAUGAACCAUGGAUCGAUGUCGCAAUGGAUUUCCUGGGUCCACUUCCAUCUGGCAACUACUUGCUAGUGAUUGUGGACUAUUUCAGUCGUUACAAAGAGGUAUGUAUCAUGCGUAAAAUCACCUCGGAGGAUACUAUCAAGAACAUAGAACCCAUAUUUGUGCGGCUGGGCUAUCCACGAACGUUAACGUUGGACAACGGAAGGCAAUUCAUCAGUUCUGAAUUUGACAAUUACUGUCGUGCCAGAAAUAUACAGCUAAAUCACACCGCACCGUACUGGCCUCAGGCGAACGGUGAAGUAGAGCGACAGAAUAGCUCGCUGUUAAAGCGCCUCAAAAUUAGUCAUGCUUUAAAUCGUGAUUGGAAAACCGAUCUCCUCGAUUACCUCAUGAUGUACAACACCACGCCACAUUGUACGACGGGAAAGACGCCAACCGAACUUCUGAAAGGAAAAACUAUUCGAUCAAAAAUUCCUUCAAUAAGCGACAUUGAAACAAUGUCAAACAUACACGGAGAAGCGCAAGACAGAGACACAGUAAGGAAGCACCAAGGAAAAAUCUAUGAAGAUCGAAGACGCCAUGCUCGGUCAUCAGAAAUCAAAGAAGGAGAUUGUGUAUUACUACAAAACCUCCUCUCAAGUCAUAAACUGUCGACAACCUUCAAUCCAGUGGAAUAUACUGUAACAGAGAGAAGAGGUAAUCGUAUCAAGGCCAUCUAGGUGUAUAACAAAACCGUCGUGGCAAAAGGACUAUAUCACACAAAUUACGACGGACAAAUCCCCGUAAAGAAAGGGAGAUGUGGUAGUAGGCUACGAUAGAGUUUAGUUUUAAGAUUCGGGCUGUCAAGUAAAGACGUUCCCAUAGAUUGUACCCAGUUAUCCUAAGUUAUAGAAA
Molecule: messenger RNA, 1073 nt
Organism: Armigeres subalbatus
Lineage: Eukaryota; Metazoa; Arthropoda; Insecta; Diptera; Culicidae
Exons: 2
Coding region: 2-898 (298 amino acids)
Biological process (GO): DNA integration
Molecular function (GO): nucleic acid binding
Source: RefSeq, a predicted model, not a curated record